GCUCAAUAUCUUAUGCGAGGGUGCAGGAUUUUAUAGUGAAGAUUUUUGUUUGAACAACCGCAAUACAAAAGGUCUCCACAAGAUGAUUAGCUGGGCUAUGAUGUGUUGGAUAUGUGUCGGCUUUGCUGCAUCAAUGGAAGGUUUGUCUAACACAGAGGACUGGGCUUACCAGUGGUACUCGGAUGAAUCCUUCCGGUUUCAGUGUUAUAUUUCAGGUCUUAAUGUCAGUCAAACGGACUAUGUAACCUGGCAAACACCGGAUCAAAAGACUCUACCAAAGUCCCACAACGACACAGUGUACGGAUUAAUUAGCAAAGACAAUGUAGCCGACUUUGAACUUUUGAUAAAAAAGAUCAACCCGAAUGUACAUGGGGUGUACAUUUGUAAAGUCCAUGAUGACCAGGGAGUUGUUAGGGGCCACACGAUAUACGGACUGAAUAUCCAUGAAGCAAAAUAUCACGAAAUACUGGACAAAUACAAACGCCAAAUCAACGUGGCUAUCAUAGCAACAGCGGUAUUUCUCGUUCCGGUAAUAACCAUUUGUCUCGUCUGGCACUUCCAGUAUGUUACACCGGAAAUGGAAGCAAAACGCCGACAAAGAAAGACAGGGAAACCAUAUUCAGUAAGUAACGACAUGCAAAUGGCAACGAAUGGACAACUUGCAGACUCCAUGGCAUCACCGGAAUGGAAAGGCGCGUACGAAAAUCCGGAGGUCUUUACACAGCUGUAGUUAAAUAAACAGUAGUUUGAAAAAAUACAGUCAUAAACUUUCAUGGACACUUUGGUAGAAGUGUCCACAGUUACAGUAAAAUUAAACAGAUGUACGUUAUUUCGACACAUGUUGGGUAUAACUUAAACUUGGUAGAAUAGUUAAAUAUAUAAGAUUUAACUGACUUUGAAAUGUGUGCUGUUCGUAUUAAUUACGGUGUGAAGUUGAAUAUACUGUUAAAAGCAGAAUGAUACACCAUCGGAUGAAGAUUAGAAGAAAUUUGAUAUUGUAAUACCAAGAAAACCACAGAAACAUAUGCUUUUACUCACUUAAACUUUCAAAACCAUGUUUUUUUCUAUAUAUGCACAUGUACCUGUAUAUAUACUAAUUGACAUUUCAAACACCACUUCGAUAUUCUUGGCAAUACCUUUAACAAUACAAACAGUGGAUUUAUGAAAUUUCUCCGAAAUUUAGACAAACAUUUAGUGGACCAUAAGAUAAUUUCAACUAGAUUAAAAUACUUCGUUUAGUUCGCAAAUAUAUAACAUUAAUAGGCUAAUGUUCCCUGGCAUAUAGUCAAAUAUCAGUUUAGAUAUAAAUUUGUUUCCAAGGUAUGAAAGAAAAACAAUUUUAAGAUGUUAUUUUUGUUUUCGUCACGAUUUACCUUCCUCAUAACUAAAUUCGCUCGUUUGUAAAUUCUAGAUACAAAAACGUAUUUAUUGGUAUUUUUGUGGCUUUUAAACACUGAGGUGAAGUUGUGAAUUACAUAAGAUAAUAUAAUAGCAUUAAUCAAUUUUGUUGAAAUUUUUGUAUGCCAUUAACAACAUAUCUUUUAAAGUUAAUGGGGUAUUUUAUACAUGUACGUUUAGUUUCAUUUGAAAGCUAUUAACAAAAGUUUUGAGGGGACUUUAGAAAUUUCGUUAAUUCCAAGUUAUAUUGAAAGUACGCACUGACGCAAUCUAUCGAGUUGAUGUGUUUGUGUUUUCAACUGGUAUGCAUUUUUUCCAGUCCCCGGGCAGUACAGAGCUGAAUCUUUGAUGAACACAAUUGUCAUGAAUUGGAAAUUGAAAGAUCUUACAAAACUGUCCAAUUUUUCAUAUGGGUUAUUUCAUUUGUCAGAUUAAGCCAUUUGUUUUUGUUCCUAAUGCAAUAUAUACAACAAUAAAAGUACAUUAAAAAUGUGA
This is a messenger RNA of Mercenaria mercenaria, 1893 nucleotides long. RefSeq lists its product as uncharacterized. The record is from RefSeq and is a predicted model, not a curated record. The transcript is spliced from 2 exons. Lineage: Eukaryota; Metazoa; Mollusca; Bivalvia; Venerida; Veneridae. The coding region runs from base 83 to 730 and encodes 215 amino acids.